This is a messenger RNA of Portunus trituberculatus (swimming crab), 3605 nucleotides long. It is a transcript of the gene bys, whose product is annotated as bystin-like. Lineage: Eukaryota; Metazoa; Arthropoda; Malacostraca; Decapoda; Portunidae. Gene Ontology annotation, cellular component: cytoplasm; preribosome, small subunit precursor; nucleolus. Gene Ontology annotation, molecular function: snoRNA binding. The record is from RefSeq and is a predicted model, not a curated record. The transcript has 10 exons. Gene Ontology annotation, biological process: rRNA processing. Bases 154 to 1524 code for a protein of 456 amino acids.
GUUAGAUAUGCUGAGUGGAGAAGACAAGAAAAUCAGUAAGUGUCAAGAUCAGGAGUGUUCACUGUUUACAGCGGCAAGAUAGUAGCCAGCUGGUGAGGAGCAGCAGCACGUGUGUCAGACUGGCGAGACACACCACAACCACCACUACUAGACAUGGGGAAGGCCAACAAAAUGAAGAAGCUCGGCUCCAAGGUGGCUCGGCCAGGGCCUCUUGGGGAGCAGCUGGCCCGGGAUGAGGUCGCUCAGCCCUCGGGCCGCAGGAAGGCACGCCCUGCCAGGAAGGAUGGUGAUGAUGAGUUUGUGGAGGGUCAGCUGGGGAGGAACAUCCUGAAGCAGAGUUUGGCACAGCUGAGGGAGGUGCAGCAGGAGGCAGACGAGGAGAUGGAGGAAGAACAAUUCCUGAAACCUGACCAUCCAGUACCCAGGGACAACAAGAGGUUGGGUACAGUGAGUCUGACUGCCAAAACAACCGAUGGAAAAGGUGAGGAGAGCAGUGAGGAAGAGGAGGAUGUGGAUGAGACACUGAGUGCUGUACCUCAAAACACUGAUAAACUGGUGAAGGAUUUUGAGGAGGAAUUGCACCUGGCUAAGGAGGACCAGCAGAUCCUGGACCACUUCAUGAACAAGGAUGCAGCACCACAGAGGAAGCUGGCCGACCUCUUCAGGGAUAAGAUCACAGAAAAACAAACAGAGAUCCAAUCACAAGUGGAUGCCAGCAGUGUCCAGACUGUGAGUGUGUCCACAGAGGUGCAGGACAUGUGUGCCCAGGUGGGGAAGGUCUUGGCCAAGUACCGUAGUGGUCCCUUGCCAAAGAUGUUCAAAGUUAUCCCUAAGAUGCGCAAUUGGGAGGAGCUUGUCUAUCUAACAAACCCAGACAAGUGGUCAGCCGCUGCCAUGUACCAAGCCGUCAGAAUAUUUGUGAGUAACCUGAAGGAGGCAAUGGCCCAGCGCUUCUUCAAUCUAGUUCUUCUGCCACGUGUGAGGGAUGACAUCUCCUUCUACAAGCGGCUCAACUACCACCUCUACCAGGCCAUGUACAAAGCAAUGUUCAAGCCGGCAGCAUUCUUCAAGGGUGUUCUGCUGCCUCUCUGUAUGUCUGGCACGUGCACCCUGAGAGAGGCCAUCAUUGUGGGCUCAGUCAUUGCCAAGAAUCACAUACCAAUCCUUCACUCUGCUGCAGCCAUCCUCAAGAUUGCUGAGAUGGACUACACGGGUCCCAACUCCAUCUUCCUACGAAUAUUCUUUGACAAGAAAUACGCGCUGCCUUACAGAGUAGUGGAUGCCUGCGUGUACCAUUUCCUAAAGUUUGAACACGACCGCCGUGACUUACCCGUGUUGUGGCAUCAGGCACUGCUGACGUUUGUGCAACGUUAUAAGGAGGACCUCAGCCCAGACCAGAAGCAGUCCCUCCUUGAUGUGGUGCGCUUCCACACACACUACACUAUCACGGCUGAGGUAAGAAGAGAACUUAUUAAUUCCAAGUGCCGUGGGGAAGAUGAUGCAAAGAUGGCAGUUGAUGAGUGAAGUGAAGAAUAGUAUUAUACAGUGACACUUGUAAUAUCUUUGUACAGUGUACUGUAUGAGAAUCUGUGUUGCUCUUUGCUGCCCCUGUGCCGAGUUGUUGUUAUAAGGAACACUUGUAAGAGUGAAGAAAAGUGUUGUGGUGUGUAUGUUGGCUAAAUGAACAGCUAUCAGAUUGCUAUCUUCACCAGUGUUACCAAUGAGCAUAGGUGAGUGUUAUCACCGUAAUUUGCAAUAACAACAUCAAGUUAUCUGUUAUCCAAUAGUUAUUUUUCCUGCAUUAUCAAUUCAUCAAUAUCGCCAAUACUUUUGGUUCUAAACUAGCAUAAAUUGAUCAUUUUAGCUUUUAGGUUAUGAGUAUGUUGAAGUUUUAAACUUUCAAAAUCAUGUAUAGUUAUUUCAUUAAAACUGCAUUUUGGAUUUGUGAAGAGAUAGGAUAAACAUUGAAUUGUAUUUUUUUUUUCUUACUUUUUUAGAUAAAGAUAAAGUAAAGAUUAGGAUUUAUCAAUUUUUUGUUUAAAAUAUCAGUAUGAGUAUCACUAGUAUUGAAAUUUUGGAUUUAUAAAUUAUCAGGUAAAAAAAAUAAUUACCAUUUAUCAAUUAUAAUUGGUUAGUAAAUGUGGAAGGAGAUGCAAUUUGAAUAUGCUUUUGAUUUUGAGAAAUUAAAAUCUAUAACUAAAUUUUCAUACUUUUCAUGAGAAGUUUUUCCUUCUAACAUUUAUUUUUUUGAGAAAUAAUAAACAACUGUGGUCAUACUUUUUCUUUUGACUUUGUAAAAUUUUGGCAAAUUCUCCAAAAUUUUCAUCCCUUCUUCACGCUUAUUACAUUUUUUUUUCUCACAUAUUGCUAUUUCUCAACAAGGUUCUUUGCAUUAUAUGUUUCUCUUUUUAGGAAAAUGAACAGAAUUAUAAUUGUUGGUUAUUAUGAUAAAUAUUUUUAAAUCACAGUCAGCAAUGUAUUAUUGGGAUAGAGAGUUUAUGUGACCUUUAUAUCUGGCUCUUUGUGUGAGCAGUGUUACCUGUGUGAUGUAUAGAUGGGAGUGCUGAUACUUCUUCCCAAGGUAAUACUGAUAUUGAUAACAACCUUAUCUCUUCAUAUAAGGACCUCCUUUGUAUCUCUGGGGAUAUGAGUUAGCAGUGAUACCUGUGAGUGUGGAUGGGACUGGUAUUAAUGUUACUACUGCCUGUAGUAAAACUGAUAAUAAUCUUUACAUCAUAUAUUUUUCAUGGUGUGUAAUUAGUAGUUUGAGAUGAUAUGCUGAAUUUCAUCCCAUCUGCCUGUUGUUAUUGAUUUAAACCUUAGUCUUUGGAUGUCACAUAUUGCAAAGCUUGACUGCUGGGCUCACAACUUGGUGUGGUAUGGUGAGCAUCAUUUCUCCCCAUCAACCUGGACACUGAUAGGCUGAGAUGUUCAGGAAUGCUUGUGAAUAUAUAUAUAUUUGUAAAUGCCUUAUGGAAAAUAGAUUAGAAAAUUUUUAAGUGUUGUAUGAAAAAUAACUUUGAGGGUAAUAGUAAUAGUAAGAUGAAGAUUACAAAUAUUUAUUAAACUGACCAUAAUAACAGCAUUUUGUAAAGAUACACAUAUAAAAUGGCUUGUGCUGUUAGUCAGUCUUGUACUUCCUGUCUUGUUGCAUGUACAAGUGUGACAGAAAAGAUCUCUUGUACAACAGAGGCAGACCAGGUGUAAGUUACUCACCAAGAGGCAGAUUUAAUCAUUAUCCUCUUGGGCAAGAUGCACAAAAUACUUGUAGUAAUUUGCUGUCUUGUGUGUUUUCUUUCACUCUAUAUUUCUUAAUGAUCAUUAAAAUCAUGAAAACACCCUCAAAAGCUCCCAGUAACCUCUAGUAGAGGGGAUCAAAAGUAGUCAAGAUAUGACACUAAAAAGCUUGAGAGAGAGAGAGAGAGAGAGAGUAUGUUGUUCAUCUUGCCCCUUACAACAAAAUGUGCCUCUCAAGUGUGUUGCUUUUAUAACAUGUCUGCUGUCUCUGUGUUCAAUGUGCCUCUAAGCAGCCACUUCCUCAGAAGGCAGCAUGAACAUUAAGUGUACAAAAGAUCCCUUGAAGAAAAAUAAAGAAACCCUGAGCA